AUGUUUUCAAUUUUAGCAAAUUAUAGUAUUUCUGCAACGACUUCUGAGCAAUCUUAUGCUCCAGCGGCAUCAGAAUCUGAAAACAAAUCUCUUUCCCCAGAAUCUUUACCUUUUCUUCCCAAUCCCGACAGUCCAACUACGGAAGCUGAAGCUGAAACUCUCUCUCCAACAUAUUUUUCUGUUCCUCCUAGCUCUGGCAUUCCUGAUGUUGAAACCAAACCCAACCAAACACUCUCUCAAGAGAACAUUUCCAGUCUUUCCAAUGCUGAUGAACCCUCUCUCGAGACCCAAGGUCAGGAAAAGCUCUCUCAAGACCUUGCAUCUCCUCCAUCCGUUGAUGAUCCUACUCUUGAAACGAACAAAGGUGAUGAAAAUAUCUCCACUUCUCUUUCUCCUACCACUGUUGAUGAUUCUGUUCUUGACACCCGGGAUAUGGAUAAUCUUUCUCAAGAAAAUACAUCUCUUCCUCCUACGAAGGCGGAUCCUCCAGCUGUUGAAACCAAAGAGAGUGAUGAUCUUUUCCAGGAGAACACAUCUCUGCCUCCUUCCCCGAGUGUGGAUACUCCUGCUGUUGAAACCAAAGAAGACGAGAAUGUUUCUCAAGAGAAUCUAUCUUCUGCUGAAAACAAAGACAACGACAUACUGUCUCAAGAGAAUACAUCUGUUCCUUCUUCUUAUUCUCCUAAUGUGGAUGCUCCUAGUCUUGAAGAGAAUAAAUCUCCUGCUCUUGCCCCUGCAAACGUUGACAAUUCUCCAGCUCUUGACACCUCAGACGAUGGGAGUUUCACUCAAGAGAAUCAAUCACCUGUUACCUAUGUUAAUGCCCCAGCUCCUGAAACAAAAGGGGAGGAAGAUAUCACCAGCCAGGAUUAUUCAUCAGCUACUCCUCCCAACACAGAAUCCCAAAAUCCUGAAAAUGUACCUGAACUUAAUGACUACAGCUCUCUACCAAAAACUGCAGUCCCUGCACCAUCAGAAGCAGUCUUAUUCCCAGAAUCAGACCCCACCGUCCAAAUGACUCCUUCAAACGAUGACACUUUUGGUUUAGCUCCAACAAUUCAUCAGACAAUCUUGCCAUUCAACUACAGGGCUGAAGAUGAGCCUGUUGAACCUUAUGAAGAUGAGGACUCUUGGAAUGGAGUGAAUGGAGCUGUGGCUGGAGUUCUGGUUGGUGCUUGUGUUAUUGGGGUGGGAGGAUUUAUUUACCAGAAGAGGAAGAACGAUAAUAUCAGAGCACAGUAUACAUGCUUGGCCAAGAAAGGAGGGGUCUGA
Molecule: messenger RNA, 1272 nt
Organism: Theobroma umbraticum
Lineage: Eukaryota; Viridiplantae; Streptophyta; Magnoliopsida; Malvales; Malvaceae
Source: RefSeq, a predicted model, not a curated record